AUGCAAAAAGCACUUCUCGCGCAGAAUGCUAUGAACCGGAUGAAGAGCAAUGAGCAACAAAACACCAACGAUCAGCAAGAGUUCCGUCACAACUCGAUGGACGAGAACCAAACAUCACGACCAUCUGCAUCACGAACCGCAAACGGCCCGACUCCAGGACCAACGCCAUUAAUCCGUGAAGAUUCCAACUUCUCGCCUAUGUCCAGGAGAAGAGAAUCCCAAAUACCGCAAAUCAACGUGAAUGAUCAGUACAACGCGCAUAUUUCUCCGCAGACUCAUGCCCGGCAACCUCCAUCGCGAUUGCAGCCGCCGUCACCCGGUGAGGACCGAAUAGAAGCGCUCAUCAACGCGGCGCAGCAUCUCGAACCCGGAACCGACACGCCAUGGCGAUCGCCAUCACCUAUGAUCAUUGCGCGUGCAGAACAUGCUCAGAUGUCCAAUCGAAAUCCUCACGAAAGUAUGGGUCCACCGAUCGACCCGGCUAUGGAGGCCCUCACAUUCUCACCAGCCGGACACGUAUCGAGUUUGGAUCAGUGGGCUUUUGAGCUUGUUCAAAGCAACAACCCAGUUCCCAACCGUACUCCUGCGGACGCCUUACAAACAUGGCUGUUUCCCCUCGAAGGUGAUAUGAAUACUCCUCAUGGAUCACACCACCUGGGUGUAGACGGCUUUUUCGACCAUGAGGCGUUUCGAGCAGUCCCAGAAAAUCAAGCUAGUCCAUCGGGUAGCAGUGUUUCAAUAGCAAGCAGAGUCCCACGAGAACGGUUUCAGCGAGUCCAAAGUUGCUGGCCGUCCAGGAAUCGCAAAUCUACGCGGCUGAUGCCAGACCUAUGGCAGAAUCUAGUGGCGUGCGAAUGCACCAACAUACUCUCAGAAGUUGGUUCUGGAGCUAUGGAAACUCCAAUGAGCGAAAGAGAACGGCGAAACUCGCGUUGGGGGCUGGACGAAGAGUGCAGGAGCAGGCUCCAAAGCACGCUGAACAAUUUACCAUCAUCCGGACCGCCGCGGUCAGAAUCCUAUGGCGACACUGCGUCGUCGAGCGGCGAUGCAGCAGGAAGUCCAAGUAUCGAGGGUGUGCAGUUCCCACCUGCUGAAAUCUUGGAUAUCGCAUUGGAGAUGUAUCUCUAUUACUUUCAUCCUACCCUUCCAAUCAUCCAUAUUCCUACUUUCUCGGCAAAGAAUGCGCCCCGGCCACUGCUACUUUGUAUGUGUCUUAUUGGACUAAGCAUCCUUGGUACGGCAGGUGCAGCAAAGUUUGUUACACGCACAUUUCCUGCUGUGUUACAACUUGCGUUGGCGGAACUGCAAUCACUACCGACAACAGACCAUCCGCCGCAUAGGCAAAUGCGGAUAAUUGCCACUAGCUUGCUUGCGCUUAAUUUAGCAUCGAUCACAGGACGAAAAAGCCGUAUUGCACAAGCAGAGAAGAUGUAUGCAGAGCUCAUCGAGUUUUCGCAAAGUCAGGGGCUUUUCUCCGCUAAUGAGGGUGUAAAGAUCGACCCUCUUCUCGACGAGAUGAUCGAUAUCGACUCCAAGUGGAAGGCUUGGUCCAAGGUUGAAUGCGGCAAACGUAUCAUCUUUGGUCUCAUAGAAGCAGAUUGCUGGUGGGCAGGCUAUCUAUCAACGUCGCCAAUGAUCCGCCCCGAAACAGUACAAAUUUUGCCACCCUCGGACUACUCCCUAUAUCACGUCAACAGCGCAGCGAAAUGGUUUAAUCUUGUACAGCGUGGCGCAAGAAUUCACUCGCAGAAGAUAACACCGUCAUUCCAUCCGACCCCGGGACUGAAGCUCGAUGCAUCAAGCUUUCGCUCACUAUUGACCCUUCUCCUCCUACGCAUCUAUGAGAGCAACGAUAGGCUUGCUCAAGUGACAGGAAAUCAAAAGCAGCUACAGCCCUGGCGCAUAUACGCUGAAGAUGCUCGUAGUCGAGACAUCCUGCCACUGUUGGUGAACCUCUCCAGUUCUUCGAUCGACGCACUUCGAACAGCGGACUUGAAUUCCGCUGUCCUUUGGCAUGCCUCUUGCAUGGUGCUUGGAGCAAACAUACGCUAUUUCGAACUCGCAGCUGGACGCUCCGGUCCCGAGCCUGCCGUCAACGCUCUGGAAGACAUCUCAGUAUGGUGUCAAACACCAAGCGCAAGAAGGAGCGUGCUGCACGCCGCCCACAUCUACAAACUACUCUUCGACCGAAAAGUUAGUGAUAUCGUCAACCCACACAGCGUGGUCGCUCUGUUUCACGCUGCCCUCGUCCUAGGCUUAUACAUCUUCGCCCUUCCCCCAACGCCCAAUUGUCCUAUCAACGACUCGUGCAUCGAGCUUCUCGAUCUUGUAGACUGGAUAUCUGUUGGUCAGCUUGGUUUUAUCGAUACGCCGCAAUCACCUGUAGCAUUCGGCGACACCACGCAAGUCGUGAAAUUCAUACACCACGGUGGGAGCUUUAGUAUAACUGGUAUCACACUCGAGGGCGGAUAUCUCGCGGCUCGCCGCACCUUAUUACAUUGUGCAGAUCUCAUGGAAGGCAUGGGUCGCUGGAAGAGCAGAACAUUCAGUCAGAUACUACACAUCAUGAGCGAUGAUCUGACAGACUAUGAGGGUCAUGAUAAUGAUGAUGGGGAGGAUGAGGUAGAUGGCGGUGGGGAAGAAGGGGAGAGGAAUACGAGGUGA
Alternaria postmessia is the source of this 2664-nucleotide messenger RNA. RefSeq lists its product as uncharacterized. Gene Ontology annotation, cellular component: chromatin. Lineage: Eukaryota; Fungi; Ascomycota; Dothideomycetes; Pleosporales; Pleosporaceae. The transcript has 5 exons. The coding region runs from base 1 to 2664 and encodes 887 amino acids. Gene Ontology annotation, molecular function: zinc ion binding; RNA polymerase II cis-regulatory region sequence-specific DNA binding; DNA-binding transcription factor activity, RNA polymerase II-specific. Gene Ontology annotation, biological process: DNA-templated transcription; regulation of transcription by RNA polymerase II. The record is from RefSeq and is a predicted model, not a curated record.